Gastrolobium bilobum is the source of this 937-nucleotide messenger RNA. RefSeq lists its product as uncharacterized. Lineage: Eukaryota; Viridiplantae; Streptophyta; Magnoliopsida; Fabales; Fabaceae. Gene Ontology annotation, cellular component: lysosome. The coding region runs from base 95 to 754 and encodes 219 amino acids. Gene Ontology annotation, biological process: sphingolipid metabolic process. The transcript has 6 exons. The record is from RefSeq and is a predicted model, not a curated record.
GGGAAAAGGUAAAAAAUAAAAAUAAAAACGACAUUGGGAGUCAGAACCACCAUUCUUUGUUACCCUCCUCUUCUCUUCUUCUCCAAGAGGUGCCAUGGAGGAAAGAAGGGGGCUUUUAUUUCUCAUUAUAUUGGGUGCUGCUUGGGCUUGUAAUGCAAGAGAGCUAGCUGCAAACACAGCAAACUCUGAAUUAAAGAGAAAACCAGAUGUGUGUGCACUUUGUGAGGAAUAUACUGCUGAGGCACUUGAUUUUCUAAAUGAUAACCAGACCCAGAGUGAGAUCAUUGAUGCCCUUCACAAUAUUUGCUACACGCUGUUCUCUUUCAAGCAUCAGUGCAUAGAAUUGGUGGAUUACUAUGCUCCCCAAUUCUUCUUAGAAAUAGCUUCUGCUCAGCCUGGAGAACUAUGCAAAAGGAUCAACUUCUGUCGAUCUGCAAAUAUUCCUUCACUAGUUCAAGGAAAUAGCUGUGGCUUUUGCAAAGAUGCUGUUUCAGCCUUGCUAGUUAAAUUGAAGGAUCCUGACACUAAGCUAGAGAUAGUGGAGACACUAUUGAAGAUGUGCAAUUCCAUGGAGAAGUUAAAGAAGGAGUGCAAAACGAUGGUUUUCGAGUAUGGACCUUUGUUCCUUGUUAAUGCAGAGAAGUUCCUGAAGACAGCAGAUAUAUGCACUGAAUUACAUGCUUGCCCAGCUCCCACUGUAGUUAGCCAGGAAGCCUCAAUCAUGGAGGAAAAACCCUUGCUUUCUGAUUCUUAAUCAUGGGAGAAGAGUUCUAAAGGAUUUAUUGAGGCUUAUUGCUUUAGUUGUGCUGCUGCUAUAUCUAUUAAAAAAUCAAAGAGCUUGUAUCUAUAUGUGCAGUUGCUCUACAACAGCUACUCUCAUUAAAUGUCAAAGAUUAUAAUUCUGAAAUGCCAACUUUAUAUUAUAUGUAUUUCUUCA